AUGGCGGAUCUGGGGGAAGCGGAUGAAGCGGAGUUGCAGCGCCUUGUGGCGGCGGAACAGCAGAAGGCACAGUUCACGGCACAGGUGCAUCAUUUCAUGGAACUAUGUUGGGAUAAGUGUGUGGAAAAGCCGGGGAAUCGCCUAGACUCUCGCACUGAAAACUGUCUCUCUAGCUGUGUGAACCGCUUCAUUGAUACCACCCUUGCCAUCACCAGUCGGUUUGCCCAGCUUGUACAGAAAGGAGGGCAAUAG
Messenger RNA from Elephantulus edwardii (Cape elephant shrew), 252 nucleotides. It is a transcript of the gene TIMM8B, whose product is annotated as translocase of inner mitochondrial membrane 8 homolog B (yeast). Bases 1 to 252 code for a protein of 83 amino acids. The record is from RefSeq and is a predicted model, not a curated record. Lineage: Eukaryota; Metazoa; Chordata; Mammalia; Macroscelidea; Macroscelididae. The transcript has 2 exons.